This is a messenger RNA of Copidosoma floridanum, 1953 nucleotides long. RefSeq names its product alaserpin. The record is from RefSeq and is a predicted model, not a curated record. Gene Ontology annotation, molecular function: serine-type endopeptidase inhibitor activity. NCBI's taxonomy places the organism in Eukaryota, Metazoa, Arthropoda, Insecta, Hymenoptera, Encyrtidae.
CUCGCUUUCGACGAGUCUGAAUAGGAAAGUGGAGAGACAUUAACCGAUAAUACGUACACAUCAAAAUGCGUUUCCAUACGAUUUCACUAGCACUGGUCUUGUGCGCCGUCUGCACCAUGGCCCAGGACAAAUCGGCGCUCAAGGCGGUCUCCGAGAGCAGCGAACGCUUCGCCACGAAAUUUUUCAAGACGGUGAGCAAAGAGAACGACGGCAAGAACGUGAUAAGCUCGCCCGUGAGCGCGUACUCCGUCCUGUCGAUGGCGGCAAUGGGCGCCGGGGGCAGGACCGCCCGGCAGAUGCGCACCUCGCUCAGCCUGCCCGCCGACGACAGCGUCAGUCUCCGAGGAAUGCAAACCCUCAUGGACGAGAUCAACAACGUCAAAAACGUCACUCUCGAGAUGGCCAACAAGAUGUACGUGGCCAAAAGCUUAAAGGUAAAGCCCAGCUUCAACGCGCUCGCCACCGACUCGUUCCGCUCCGAGGCUGCCGAUCUUGACAUCAGCAACCCGUCCGCUGCGGUCAAAGAAGUCAACAACUGGGUGGACCAAAAGACCCACCACAAAAUCGAAAAGAUCCUCGAAGAUGGAGACAUCGACGGUGACACGCGCAUGGUUAUCUUGAACGCGGUGUACUUCAAGGGCAAGUGGGCGAAGCCUUUCGAGAACAAACAGACCGAAGACAAGCCCUUCUACUACAUGGAGAACAAGACCAGGAAGGAGAAGCUGGUGCCCACGAUGUACGUCAAGGGUGACUUCUUCUACGGGGAGAUGCACGACUUGAAAGCCAAGUUCAUCGAGCUGCCCUACCAGAACAAGGACAUAAGGAUGGUGAUCAUCGUUCCCGACGAAGUCGACGGGCUGAGCAAAGUCGAGCAGAACCUCGAGGCCUUCAACUACAACAGACUCACCACCAUCGGCUUCAAACGCGAGGUCGAGUUGUACAUGCCGAAAUUCAAGGUCGAGAGCACCCUCGACCUCAAGGCCGUUCUCGAGAAGAUGGGUAUGACGGACAUGUUCACCGACUACGCCAACUUCAGUGGUAUCUCCGACCAGCCGAUUAAAGUAGGAAAGGUCCUUCAAAAGGCAUUCAUCGAGGUGAACGAGGAGGGCAGCGAGGCCGCUGCUGUCACGGAUAUGUCAGUGGUCCUUCUCUCUUAUAUUCCGGAAGAAAUCUUGAAAAUAGAUAGACCGUUUUUCUACAAAAUCAUUGAUAACAAGACCCAAACAGAUAUCUUUUCUGGUUCCAUUAAAAAGUUGUAACGCUAAAAUAUAGUUGAACCUUUGGGUUUCCAUAGUAUUUAAAUCAUAACAGGUAUUAAGCUUAUAAAAUUAUGUCUGAUAAAAUAGAUAGACUCUGUUUGGUAUUUUUUUUUAUUUUUAUUUUAAUUUCAGCAUUAAAAAUUGUCAAUGGGCUAUUUUCCGAAUGAACAACGAUUAUACUAAAAACAGAUAGACCGUUUGCAUCUCAAAUAAUUUUUCCCUUGUUAACCGAAUAGUUAUUCACAAUACCGUCACUUUUUUAUUAUAUUAAUAUAUUUAGAUUGAUAAUAACGAUGUAUCAUCAAAAUACGUAGUACAAAUGUAUGAAUUUUCUUUUGUGCUGCUACGGAACGUUAGUUCUCCUAAUAUUUUAAGAAAACAAUUGUACGGCCAAAAACAGUAAAGUCCACGAAAUGACAAGGCAAUAAUUGUACUUCAUAUAGACCACGUAUUUUUAAUAAAAAGUAUAAAAAAUCAUUUCAAUAAUUUAAGAGCAGUGAACCUUAUGUUUAUGAGUGCUAAGUUUUAUUCAUCAGUAUUUGUUUUGUAACGUUACAUUAGUCGUAUUUUUUUUUUUUAAACAUCGUAUUCGCAUGUUGCUCAUUAUUAUGUGAACAAAUCAAUCACUAUCAUCAUUAUCCUGACAUGUGAAUUACGCAACAUUAUUCCUUUUUCACUCCGUCUUCUAAUCGUC